AUGUCGACGGAGUACCAAGUGGAAAUCCCGCAUGACAUAAUCAUCGAAAUUUGGUCAAGACUUCCGUCCAAGUCUCUACUCCGACUCAGAAGGCCGUGGUGGCUUAAUUUGCCGCCUCCUAUAAAACUCAAACUAAAUGGACAACACAGCACCGACUUAAAGAUUUCUCGUCCUCUCAACGGUUUAGUGUGUUUAUACUAUGGGCCUAACAACGGUGUUGAUCACGAUUCAUUAGUCUUAAACAUUACUACUCGGCAGCUUCCCGAGACUACAACAAAUGUCGGUCAUUUAUUUCUGUGUUUUGAUGAUAAGACUAAAACAUACAAAGUGUUACGUCUUUAUUGGGAAAAUGACGUACUAAAAGCUGCGAUUUAUACCCUUAAUGGAACCAACUCAUCAUGGAGGGAAGCAAUGGAUCCACCUAGAUUAUUUCUUAACAGAGGCAUCAGUUUAUCUGAUCCUCGCCCUCGUGUCAAUGGUACCAUGUAUUGGCUCGCUGUCGCGAGGGGUAUUGCCUACAUCAUCGCUUUUGAUAUGGCUGGUCGUGCUAAGAUGCUUGAUAUAGGGGGCAGAUUAGCACUCAUUCCGUGGGGUUCUACUGAAAUUCGGUUGCUAGAGGAAUGCCUAAAGAGCAAGUCAGUUGUGGUGAAAGAGAAGAUUUGUUUUCCGACAGUGCCUUUUGAGAAAAUAUCUGAUGGUAGAAACUGGGGAGUUUCGCCGACUGGGGAGGUGCUUUUGUUUGACUUGUAUGAUUCCAGAAAGAUUUAUUUCGAUUUAGACAAGAAGACAGCCAUAGUGGAACGAUAUCUUUGGUCCCAUCCAAACAAGCAAAUGAAACCUUGUAACCAACGCAGCUUACGCGACGACACAUAUAACCAUGUCAAAAACGUGUUCAUAUUCAACACGAAUAGGGAUGAUGUUCAACACCACCGUGAAAACUUCCUGAUCGUCGCAAUUCUGUUUUGUUUGUUGCCUCUUGUCAUGGCUAGAUACUUGUGUACACGUUAG
This is a messenger RNA of Oldenlandia corymbosa var. corymbosa, 1008 nucleotides long. The record is from the annotation of a GenBank genome assembly. NCBI's taxonomy places the organism in Eukaryota, Viridiplantae, Streptophyta, Magnoliopsida, Gentianales, Rubiaceae.